GUGAUGUCUAUAACAAUUCGAUUUUCAAUCGGGGUGUCGUUAUUGACUUUGUAGCAAUUCAUUUGUGUCGGUUGGUUACCUGGCCAUUCCAAUAAAGCGUCACUUUCCACAACCAACUCGUGCCUCCUCAAUCCUUGCAAAUCUUAACGUCAGCGUGAAAUGAUUAGUUCUCUUUAAAUAGCAAUCGAUUUUUAAGGUGACAAACCUUAGAGUGAUUUCACAGAAAUAAGUGCACUUUUCCGGAUCCACAAAAUACAAUAAUUAGCCAAAUGGCUUUGCUAUAUCGAACAUAUAAAGAACACCAGUCUAAGGAAACAUGUUGAAAAUAAGGAAGAUAAAUGACUUUCUGAUUAUGAAGUAUAUCAUUCAUACAUCAUAACCAUCGCAGGGAAUGCAUUCUGGGCCCGCCAUCUUUUGCUCGUGACAUUUUACUGUGCUCAAUUUCAUUAUGGAGAAAGCACAAAUUGAAGCAGCUAAAUCAGAAGCCAUUUCCACAGUCUCAUAUGUAAAUAGUACCAAUACUAAUGAACUAUCAAAAGAGAAAGAGGAUGAAUUAUUAUUUGGUGCAGACGAAGAUGGAGAUGAUGAAGAUGCACUGUCUGAUGACAGUUUACGCUUACGAUUAUCUGAUGAUGAGGAUAUUGAACAAGAAGAUAAUACAACAAAUCUGAUAAAAAUUUCAGAACUUAAAUCACAAAAUAAAAAAAAUGAACAGCUACCCAUAAAUAUAAUUGUAGAAAAUAAAAUUUGCUUAAACACCCAAGAGAUUGUAGAAGAAAUUACAAAGUCUGAUAGCAGAGAAUCAGCACCAACGCAGGAGAAACGUAAUUCAGUAAUUAAAAUUGCAGAAAGCUCAGCAUUGCCUUCAGAUGAAUGUGUAUCAAAAAACAAACGAAAAGGAAAUAACGUAUAUAACCCAGAAAAUAACAGUACAACUGUUAGUGAAUCUAAUAAAAAAUGCAUUGUCAAAUUUAAUAACGAUUUAGAAAUUGCUGAAAUAAACAAUUUCAGUUUAAAUGCAACAUCUAAACAUGUAAAAUUAGAAAAUGAUAAUUCAUCUACAAAUUAUCCAAGUAACAUAAAAAAUGAAGAAGUAACGAUAGACGAUGAAGAUGGUUUAAAAGAGGCGGUCAACGAUAAACCAAUAAAUUCCACAAAUAUUUUCACCGUUGUUUCUAACAGUAAUAAUAACAAUUUGAGUGACAUAAUAAAUAAAGUAAUAGACAAGGCUAUUACAGAUGAUAAACAUCACUCUACACAAAACUCACUCAAAAUUAAUGAUAGUCAAAAUUCUAUGGAUUUAGUUAAAUCUCAUAAUUUUGACAAUUUGCCAUCUACUAAAGAUUCUAUUGAUCAAGUAAAAAGCAAAAAUAAAAAUGAGGAACAUAAGAACAUAAAAAAGAGCAAAAAUUCAUUGAAUACGCAAUCUAUGCAAGAAGAAACAAUUACUAUAUUAGAAUCAGAUGAAAAUGAUUUGUCUAAUAUAAAAGAUAAAACAAGAAUAACAAAGAAAACGCGUGAUAUUAAUGAACAUAUAAACCAAUUUGUAGAUAAAGUUUAUACAUCUUCAUUACAAACUAUUUUACUGGCAUCUAUUGAUGUGGAAGAAUCUAAUAAUGAGAGCGAAACUAAAAAUGAUUAUCCAACUGUUCCAAAAACGAAACGAACAAAAAAAACAAGCAAUAAAGUACAAGAUGAGGUUAUUGAAGAACCUAAACAAGAAGCAAAGACGGAGAGCGGACGAUAUAAACGGAAAACUGCUAGAAAUGCGGAAGAGAUUAUUAGAAAAAAAUAUUUGAAUAGUGACAGCGAUUCCAGUGAUAGUGCAGAAGAAAUUGUGACAACAAAUCUCAAAUUAAAUCAAAACAUACGUCUUACAUCACCUCCUCCGUUACGUAUAAUAAAACGUAAUUCGGAUAAUGAAAUUUUUAAUGGUAAUCUAAAGAAAUUUAAAACGAGUUCAAAAUCCGAGGAAAAGAAUGAUAUCACAAAACUAGCUUUUGUUGAGAAAUUUUUCCAACGCGAUGUUAAAGAAAAAUUACUGAAACUUACGCAAGAGGAAUUGGAAGAACUUCUGAUUCAAAAGAUUGUUGAAACAAUCACGAUGCGUAGUGAAAUCGGACAACUUAGAGAACAAGCUCGCAUAUCGGAAAAGAAUCAAGAAGCAAUGCGUGGAAAAUUGCAACAAUUAACAAAACAAGUGAAGGAUUUCGAAAUGGUUCUAAAUCGUAAUGCAGCAGACCGGCGUGCGAAUGCUGAUAAGCUGGUUGCGCCUAUAAAAAUAAAUAGAUCCGUAGGCUUACAAGUCAAUUUUAUAACGGAACAGGGAAUACAGAGCUUACGACAGAUACAACAAACACAUGUCAAGCCUACGAACGUUCCAAGCACUAUUAGUUCUCCAGCUCCUGAGUCAAAUAAUAAUAAUACAACAAGUCCAAGACGCGGUGGAAUUAAGACAAGAUCGCCUCGGCCUGUAGUGACUACACCUACCACUCCUACAGUUUCACAAAGCCCGAUACAAACGGCACCUCUUAUUUCCACUGUGACACCGGCAGCUUUAGUUGUUGCGAAACCUUUGGAAGCCUCACACACGUUGACACUGCCCAAUCAACCUACUGGUGUUCAGCCAAUUUUACCUACCCCACAGAUUCAGCCUCAAUCACAUCAGACUAUUCUCCUAAAUGGUAAAAUACAAAAUCAAGUAAAUCGUCCACAAUCGAUAGUUCCAAAGCCAAGAAAUAAUGAUCUUAUCGAUCUUACUGAUGAAGAAGAAAAAAAUAAAACAACAAAUGUGAAAGUUACAUCCGUAACUACAGCCUCUGUAUUGGAGCAGCAAAUGAACGUUACGUCGAAACCUGUACCAUCCUUCCAAAGGGUACUACAAACAAUACCGACAAAUGUUGCAAUUACGACGCAACAGGCUAGUAUAAGGGUGAUAGCACCUAACCAGCCAGCACCAACUGCCCUUGUAAAUAAUAUAAAUUCGCCCAGAUUGGCAUAUGUGAUGCAAAGUGGAAUGGGUUCACCGAGACCAGUAUUAAUAACAUCAAAUGCAAAUCAACAAGUGCAGAAUCAAUUACAGAUUCGACCAGUGACUACAUGUAGAGCACCGUUUUCAACUGUUACGUACCAAACAGGAGUCUCAUCAAUUGCGAAUGGUACGGUACGUGUAAUUACUACACCGGCUUUGUCAAAUAUACAGAUGAGCAAGCAUCCUGCACCAUUGCCAGAUACUCCAACUUACGGAAUAACACCCGGUUGGAAACUUCCACCGCCUGCUCCAUCGUUGAAGAUUGCAAAAGUCGCAAACGGAAAAGAUGGUAUAGUGCUAUCGUGGAACAUGAAUCUGUCAGAUAAAUAUGCAGAGAUAGCUAGUUAUCAAUUGUAUGCGUAUCAAGAAGUUCCCGGCGUGAAUCCUACCACAACACUAUGGAAAAAAGUUGGAGAUGUGCGAGCAUUGCCACUGCCUAUGGCGUGUACUUUGACUCAGUUUUCUGAGGGUAACAAUUAUUACUUUGCCGUCAGAGCGGUCGAUACACAUUCUAGAAAAGGACAGUACAGUAUACCGGGUAAUAUCUCUUUAUAGAAAAAUAAAAACAUCGAGAUCUCCAUUUUUUACUUUUACUAUUUAAUGCAUAAUUGUGAUACAAAUAGUUAGUAAUUUUAUAAUAACAUGGUAUUUUGUGUUGUACAUUUAAGUGGAUUUGAUUUGAUAGAUAAUACAAAUUGUCUUCUUUUAA
Linepithema humile (Argentine ant) is the source of this 3740-nucleotide messenger RNA. RefSeq names its product windei (gene wde). Gene Ontology annotation, biological process: regulation of DNA-templated transcription. Gene Ontology annotation, molecular function: protein binding; transcription coregulator activity. The record is from RefSeq and is a predicted model, not a curated record. Lineage: Eukaryota; Metazoa; Arthropoda; Insecta; Hymenoptera; Formicidae. Gene Ontology annotation, cellular component: nucleus; transcription regulator complex.